CUGAAGGCAGGUGUUGAGUCUUUGUCUGCUGGCUGUUUGGUUCUGACUGUACCGUGCAGAACCUGCUGCCUGUUCUGAGCAGAACUUCCUCUGCUGGUCCGGCAGGCCGCGGCUCUCAGCAGGAAACCGGCACAUGGGGUGACUGGCUGGAGAGAAACAGUCUUCUUCUGCUCCUCAGACUCCAGGAUCGGAUCCGUCAUGGCGGCAGCCAGAGCGGCGCCGGAGGAUCCGGCUGCACCUUUGGAGGAUCCGACUGCAGCUCUGGAGGACUAUUCUCUCUACAACAACCUGAGUGACGACGAGCUGCUGCAGCUGGCCAUCGAGCGCAGUCUGACUGACGCACACGCCACCGCCGCCGCCGGCAACGCUGGAGGCAGCGCCGGGAUCGCUGCCACCGUCGGCAACACUGGAAGCUACACCACCACCAGCAGCACUGGAGGCAGCGCCGGGAUUGCCGCUGCCGCUGGUAACACCAGAGGUCACAGCCUUCAGCAUCCCGGCAGCUGUGGACCACAUGCUUCAUCUGGAAGGUCGAACCUGGGAAGACGCAGCUCUGCUCCAGCAGCUCCUCCACAGAGUGCCGCGCACUACAGCUCUCCAAACCCCCCCACCGAGAAGCCCCCCGACCCGAAGACCUUUGCUGGGACAGUGAGUCGCUUCGUGACGGGUUCCGGGAAGAGGAUGGUGGCGUAUCGCAGACCUGACGGAGGUCUGGUCCACAUCGGGCCGGAACCCGAAGAGGAGGAGGAGCCUCUGUUCGAGGCCAUUCGCGCCGGUGAUGUGAACCGGGUUCGAGGCCUGGUUAUGAUGCCGGGAGUGAACCUGAUGCUGCCCAGCAAGCCGGGCUGGCUGGCUGUCCACCAGGCCGCCUUCUACAACCGGGACGCCUGUCUCCAGGUGCUGCUGUCAGCUCAGCCCGGCAUGGUGAACAAGCGCACGGCUCAGGGAGAGACGGCGCUCAUGGUGGCGGUCAGCCGGCAGCAGCUGCAGUGCGUCGCCAUGCUGCUGGAAAAUGGCGCCGACCCCGACAUCCCCAACCACGAGAAGGAGACGCCGCUCUACCGAGCCUGCGAGAGGAACAGCGCCGCCAUGGUGGCGGCCCUGCUAAACCGCGGCGCCGCCGUCAACACCCGCUGCAUCCAUGGCUGCACCGCCCUCCAGGAGGCCGCCGUCCAGAACAACAUCGAGAUCUGCGAGAUGCUGCUGAAGGCUGGCGCCAAGCACUCCGUCACCAACGUCUUCGGCAUCUCGCCGCUGUUCUCCGCUGCGCAGAUCGGACGCAUCGCCUCGCUGCGCUUCCUGCUGCGGCACGGUGCAGACAUUAACACUCAGGCGGCCGACGGGGCGACCGCUCUGUACGAAGCCGCUAAGAAUGAACACGAGGACGUGGUGCAGCUGCUGGUUUCCCAGAACGCCGACGCCAACAAGCCGGGGAAGAGGGGCCUGCUGCCGCUGCACAUCGCCGCGCAGCGGGGGAACGGCAACAUCGUCUCCGCCCUGAUCCCCGUCACCAGCAAGGCCAGGGUCCGGCGGGCCGGCAUCAGCCCGCUGCACCUGGCGGCGGAGCGCAACCGCGACGACGUGCUGGACGCCCUGAUCGAGGCCGGCUUCGACGUCAACGCCCGGCUGUCCGACGAGCGGUCCAAGCUGUACGAGGACCGGCGCAGCACCGCCCUCUACUUCGCUGUCAUCAACAACAACGUGGAGGCGGUGCGGGCGCUGCUGGCCGCCGGCGCCGACCCCAACCUGGACAUGUUCAGGCCCCUGAUGGUGGCGGCGCGGCUGGGCUGCCUGCAGACCGUCACGCUGCUGGUGGAGCACGGCGCCGACAUCAACGCCUCCAUCCCCACCCACCCCACCACCUUCCCCGCCGUCUACAUGUUCUCCAUGAAGUACCUGCCCAUGUUCAAGUACCUGCUGGACCACGGCGGCCACGCCCUGCCCUGCUUCGACUGCGCCUACGGCGUCCGGCCGCACCCGCCCCUCAAAACCUCCCGGUCGGACCGGGACGACCCGCGAGGCGGCACCCGGGUGCCGGAGCCGCAGCAGAGGAGGGGCGUGCAGUUCUGCGAGAUGAUCUCUGUGCCCAGCAUCUCCCGGUGGGCGGGGCCUAUCAUCGACGUCUUAUUGGACUACGUGGGUCACGUGACUCUGUGCGCCAGACUGACGGAACAUCUGGACAGUUUCCCCGACUGGAGCGUCAUCAAGGACAAAGCAGCGCCCCCCCGGCCGCUGCUGCAGCUCUGCAGGCUGCAGGUGGUGCAGCUGGUUGGACGCCGCCGGCUGUCCCGGCUGCCGCUGCCCGGAGGGCUGAUCCGGUUCCUGCAGCACCAGGAGAUGCUUGUGGACGACUGCUGA
Molecule: messenger RNA, 2358 nt
Organism: Salarias fasciatus (jewelled blenny)
Lineage: Eukaryota; Metazoa; Chordata; Actinopteri; Blenniiformes; Blenniidae
Product: ankyrin repeat and SOCS box protein 2-like
Exons: 9
Coding region: 199-2358 (719 amino acids)
Biological process (GO): intracellular signal transduction
Molecular function (GO): protein binding
Source: RefSeq, a predicted model, not a curated record